CAUAGUUACGACGCAAUGGGACACGUCAGCCUAGCUUAUCUGCAAUUCUUCUCAUCUCUGUAUAACUACACACCCGCCACUAUCCUACGCCACUACCCUCCUCCACUUCAACCCUCACACCCUCCGCACAUGGCUGCUCCCGCCAAUUCCCACCAAUCAAAUCCUCUCAUCACUCCCUACAAGAUGGGAACUUUCAAUCUCUCUCAUAGGGUUGUCUUGGCACCGCUGACCAGACAGAGGUCCUACAACAACGUUCCACAACCGCACGCCGUCCUUUAUUAUUCUCAGAGAGCCUCCAGUGGAGGCCUUCUCAUUGCCGAAGCCACCGUAGUUUCCGAUACCGCUCAAGGGUAUCCCGACACGCCAGGCAUAUGGACGAAGGAGCAAGUGGAAGCAUGGAAACCUAUUGUCGAUGCUGUUCAUGCGAAAGGCGCUGUCUUCUUUUGUCAGAUUUGGCAUGUGGGAAGAGUUUCAAAUUCAGAUUAUCAGCCAAAUGGACAAGCACCCGUAUCAUCUACGGACAAGCCACUCACACCACAAAUUCGAAGCAACGGCAUUGAUAAAGUGCAUUACACGACACCACGGCGCCUGAGGACCGAUGAAAUUCCUCANAUUGUGAACGAUUUCAGACUUGCUGCAAGGAAUGCCAUCGAAGCUGGUUUUGAUGGGGUUGAGAUCCACGGGGCACAUGGCUACAUACUGGAGCAAUUUAUGAAAGACCAGGUGAAUGACAGAACAGAUGAAUACGGUGGAUCCCUCGAGAACAGGUGUCGAUUUCCUUUGGAGGUUGUCGAAGCUGUUGUUAAUGAGAUNGGGUCGNAUAGAGUUGGAAUUAGGCUAUCACCUUUUGCANAGUAUGCAGAAUGUGNGGACUCAAAUCCCAAACAGCUGGGGCUUUACAUGGUUAANGCCCUGAAUAAGUAUGGUAUUCUGUACUGUCACAUGGUGGAACCGAGAAUGAAAACUGUUGCACAGAAAAUCGAAUGCCCCGACAGCCUGGUACCUAUGAGAAAGGCCUUCAAUGGUACUUUUAUAGCUGCUGGAGGUUAUGAACGGGAAGAUGGAAUGAAAGCCAUUGCUGAAGACAGAGCUGAUCUUGUUGCUUUUGGUCGCUGGUUUUUGGCUAAUCCAGAUUUGCCAAAGAGAUUUGCUCUCGAUGCUCCUCUCAACAAGUAUCACAGGGAAACAUUCUACACCAGUGAUCCCGUUCUUGGUUACACUGACUACCCUUUUCUUGAUGAGGACUCCAACGGUGUAGCAUCCUAGUAUUUGUAAUACUAAGCUUUGUACGACAUAACAUUAUGUGAUCCUUGUAAACAAAUAAAAUAUAAAUUCUGUAA
This is a messenger RNA of Vigna radiata var. radiata (mung bean), 1340 nucleotides long. RefSeq names its product putative 12-oxophytodienoate reductase 11. The coding region runs from base 16 to 1266 and encodes 416 amino acids. The transcript is spliced from 5 exons. The record is from RefSeq and is a predicted model, not a curated record. Lineage: Eukaryota; Viridiplantae; Streptophyta; Magnoliopsida; Fabales; Fabaceae. Gene Ontology annotation, molecular function: FMN binding; oxidoreductase activity.